Molecule: messenger RNA, 1604 nt
Organism: Lolium rigidum
Lineage: Eukaryota; Viridiplantae; Streptophyta; Magnoliopsida; Poales; Poaceae
Product: ninja-family protein Os03g0419100-like
Exons: 2
Coding region: 430-1422 (330 amino acids)
Biological process (GO): negative regulation of DNA-templated transcription; signal transduction
Cellular component (GO): nucleus
Source: RefSeq, a predicted model, not a curated record
ACGUCCCUCCUGUCUCCCUCCCCUGCUCCUCCCACCAAUCUCACACGGACACAGAGAUCUGCCCUGAUUGCUGCUUCCCUUCUUCUUAUCUCCUUGAGACCCAUUUCCUCCAAUCUACUACACUAUCCUAGCAUAUCUCUCGUUCGAUUCCGCUGGGCAAAGCGAAUCCACUCGACUUCCCUGCCCCAUUCUUCCCUCCGCAUGAAUUGCCAUCUUCUGCAACAACUAAUCGACCGCGUCGUGCUGUUCGGUUUGCCUAAGAGCUUGGAUGCGAGUUCUUGGCAGCUCUAGCCAUGGUUUCCGUUCAACGCACCACUUCAUGACUGUCCGGCCGGCACCUCCCUGCUUCGGAACUGCAAGAGGGUGGUGAGGAUCUUUGAGGGAGAGUUCGUGGAACAGAGCGACGCUUUCUUGCUGGUGCUGCUCCCCAUGGCUUCGAGGGACUUUCUUGGCGUCUUCGGCGGCAGCGGCGGCGGCGGGAAGGUGGCGCCGCCUGAGGAGGGCGGGAGCACGGAGGGCGGCGAGUCGGACGAGAUCGACCUCGGCCUGGGCCUGUCGCUCGGCCUGGGGCUCUCCCUCGGCGGCCGCUUCGGCACCGACCGCUCCCCGGACGCCAAGCGCCCGCGCCUGGCGCGCUCCGCGUCCAUCGCCUCCGCCUGCUCCGUCUCCCUCGCCGACGCCGACGGAGACGGCGACGGCGACCCCUCCCCGGCCUCGCCGCUGCAGCUGCUGCGGACCAGCUCGCUGCCCACGGACACCGAGGAGGAGCGCUGGCGCCGCCGGGAGAUGCAGAGCCGACGGCGCCUCGAGGCGCGCCGGAAGAUGCUCGGGAGGAGGAGCUCCGUGGGGUCCUCCUCAGUGCCUGCGAAGCCAGCCAAGGAGGACGUGGCCGGCGCCGACGCCGUUAACGGGAUGCAGCUCAGGAGGUCAACCGGGUCGCAGGGGAGCAGCUCCGCAAACCAGCAGCUGCAGCAGGAGCAAGGUGUUGACAAAAGUGCAGUCUGCCAGUCAACAGACGAUAGGAGUUCAACCAAUGAAAAUACAAAUCAAAACAUUGUGAUUCCUCCUCCAGCAACAGCAGCAGCAGCUGGGAGGCCAACAAACAGCGCGAUGCCAGAGCAGCCUCCAUUGAGGACGCUUGGGUCCUUGACAACAAUGAGGACAAGCAGCACUAGCGACAUGAAGAAGUGCAUGAUGGAGGACAUGCCGAUGGUCUCUUCCAAAGUCGAAGGGCCUGGCGGAAAGAAGAUAGAUGGCUUCCUAUACAGGUAUAAGAAAGGCGGCGAGGGCGUCAGGAUAGUUUGCGUCUGCCAUGGUAGCUUCCUCACCCCUGCAGAGUUUGUGAAGCACGCUGGCGGGGGCGACGUCUCGAAUCCUCUUAGGCAUAUCGUCGUCAACCCCGCACCGUCGGCAUUCUUGUAAUUCUGAACUAGUACCUUGAGAAGUUUUUCUAGAUACUAUUACAUUAUCUAUUGUGCAUUGUAACUUGAUACACCAACCUGUUUCAGUGUUUCCGUGGAACGGAACAUAUACUGGGUCUCAUUUUACUACAAAUUGGGAGAAAGGAAGCUGAAGGGCAUUACCAUCUGCCUGUUGUUGGCUAA